This is a messenger RNA of Erigeron canadensis, 611 nucleotides long. Its product is annotated as 1,4-dihydroxy-2-naphthoyl-CoA thioesterase 1-like. Lineage: Eukaryota; Viridiplantae; Streptophyta; Magnoliopsida; Asterales; Asteraceae. Gene Ontology annotation, molecular function: 1,4-dihydroxy-2-naphthoyl-CoA thioesterase activity. The transcript has 3 exons. Gene Ontology annotation, biological process: phylloquinone biosynthetic process. Gene Ontology annotation, cellular component: peroxisome. Bases 43 to 528 code for a protein of 161 amino acids. The record is from RefSeq and is a predicted model, not a curated record.
CAACUUGUAAUAUAUUGAUAAAAGUAAAUCAAGCAAGCAUAUAUGGAUUCAUCCUCCUCAAAAGAUAUAAAGACAGAGACUUUGGAUCCACCUUUACAUGCAAUAGGCUUUCAAAUCGAAGACUUGUCGCCACACAAAGUCACUGGGCGUCUUCACGUCACAGAAAAGGCUUGCCAGCCAUUCAAGGUGUUACAUGGAGGAGUGUCUGCAUUGAUAUCAGAGGCACUAGCGAGUAUGGGAGCACAUAUGGCAUCCGGAUGGAAGAGAGUAGCUGGUAUACAACUAAGUAUUAAUCACAUCAAGAGUGCUAAUCUUGGCGAUCUUGUUUUCGCCGAGGCAACACCUCUCCAAACUGGCAGGACCAUUCAGGUAUGGGAGGUGAAACUGUGGAAAAGUGAUCCUUCUAACUCCGAAAAAAGAUUACUUAUAUCAUCAUCAAGGGUAACUCUUAUCACAAACUUGCCUGUGCCCAAGGACGCUGAGGAUGCAGCUCAAAAUCUAAAAAAGUACUUCAUCUCAAAGUUAUGAACCACAUGGUGUAAUGCCUCAAAUUAUUUCUAUAUGGGUUAAUGGUCUAAAAUAACAUCUACCUUUUAUUUGUCUUUUAUUUA